Molecule: messenger RNA, 795 nt
Organism: Perca flavescens (yellow perch)
Lineage: Eukaryota; Metazoa; Chordata; Actinopteri; Perciformes; Percidae
Product: histone H3
Exons: 1
Coding region: 75-485 (136 amino acids)
Cellular component (GO): nucleosome
Molecular function (GO): structural constituent of chromatin; protein heterodimerization activity; DNA binding
Source: RefSeq, a predicted model, not a curated record
CGGGUCCCACAGUUUAAGAGCCGCCUGUCUCUUUAUUUCACUACAUUGUCUACUGACCAGAGACAGAAGACGCCAUGGCUAGAACUAAGCAGACCGCUCGUAAAUCCACCGGAGGUAAAGCCCCCAGGAAGCAGCUGGCCACCAAGGCUGCCCGUAAGAGCGCCCCGGCCACCGGCGGAGUGAAGAAGCCUCACCGUUACAGGCCCGGUACCGUGGCUCUGAGAGAGAUCCGUCGCUACCAGAAAUCCACCGAGCUGCUGAUCCGCAAGCUGCCCUUCCAGCGCCUGGUCCGAGAAAUCGCUCAGGAUUUCAAGACCGACCUGCGCUUCCAGAGCUCCGCCGUCAUGGCUCUGCAGGAGGCCAGCGAGGCCUACCUGGUCGGCCUGUUCGAGGACACCAACCUGUGCGCCAUCCACGCCAAGAGGGUCACCAUCAUGCCCAAAGACAUCCAGCUGGCCCGCCGUAUCCGCGGAGAGAGGGCUUAAUCUGACCUGAGACCAGCCUACAGUCACACAACGGCUCUUUUAAGAGCCACCUCACUCUCACUCUGCUGCAGCACAUGUUUCGCCAUCAACAACAGAUAUAUACUUUUACAGUAAACUGCUCUUCCUGCCUACAUUCUAAAUACUUUAUUCAUCUCCAGACCUCUUUCAUGGCUUAUUUAAUAGGCUACUUAUUUAAUACAAUAUUGGCUGAAAGGUUAGAUAAGAACUUUGUCUCAAGAGAAAUUCUUCUCUAUUCCAUUUGAGUUAAAAAGAUAUACAAACAAUAAAAGCUCAACGUUAGAAAACUAAA